AUAUUUUAUUGGAAGAAAAGUGUGUACUACAUUGAAUGGAGCUUUGCACGUUCCUAAAAUAUUCUAUGCACGUAGAAUAAGAAGAAGAAAAUUAUAAACUAAUUGUUUGAUUUUUAAAUGGUAAACUUAAUUUAUUUUGAUGUCCUAAAUAUUAUGAUUUUUUGUGUAAGGAAAACUUUAAUAAGUAAAGUUUUAAUUGACUUCAAAAUAGUAAGUAUUAUGGGAAUAAUUAAUGACUAUUUUGUCUAGUGCGAACUCUAUUUUAAAGGGAUAAAAAAGACGACCGGCAUUUCGCUAAGGGCCUUCAUGCUUUUAAUAUAGUAUAGAUAUAGAUAUAAAUUUGUUUCAUUGAAUUCUUAUUACUUUUUCGUGUUGACCGUGAUACACCCGAGAUUACAAACAAGAAAUUAAUAAGAAAACCCAAUCUUCUAAGGUGUUAAAAGAGAAGAUCUCCUGAACAAAGACCGAAAAGAGAAGAGACGAAUUCAGUGAAGAAGAAGAAGGGAAAGAGAUUCCAUUUCAUCAUAUGAAUGUGUACAUUUGAAUUCCCUAUCUAUUUCCAACUAAUCACUGUAAAAAUCCCUAAGGACCUCCCUAAUUCUGUUAACGACCUCCGCCCUUUUUAACCGUCUAACUAACACCUUCAAACGACGCCGUAAGACACUUUUCAUUAGCUACGAACUCACUUAUCUAAACGACAACAUUUUAUUUAUUUUCCCUUAUUCUCUUAUCACUAAACCAAACGACACAAUAUAGCUACUAUUUACAUUUCAGAGUAUAUCAGACUGAUUAAAAUUAGUUUGUAAACUAUCAUAACCAAUAUUUACUAUUCACAUCAUUAGCCUGGAAACACUAACAUAUGAGAUGAGUGCAGAUGUUUGCAAUUAAUAUGGGAUGGACGCAUAAUUGAUUAUUUGAUUAAUAGCUUGAUCAAUCUGACUCUAAAAGAGCGGAAAGUAUCAGACAAUUAGGACAGUUGAAAGAAUCAAAAAAAUUAUUUGAUAAGCAGCCAAGAAUGAGAGGAAAAAUUUAUGAAUGCCCUAUCAUGUAUGUGAUACGGUAGUUAAAUAAUUGGGCAUUUUAUUGAGUGAUAGUAAGCUUCUUCAGUAAAUAAGCAUAAAUGGUUCUAAGCUUAACAAGAUACAGACCUAGGUCUGUGCUUAAUUACUUAAGCUCAGAUUGGCCUCACUUGUGCACUGCCUAAUCCCAAAUCAUUGCUUAACUAACAUGUAAAACAGCCAACUUCUGAUCUUACUUACCCCUUCCUUGUACUGUGAUCGAUUUAUUACUGCAAUUACCCUUUGUUGGCUAUAUUUUAAAAAAAAAUAUUGGCUGAAGCAUAUAUGUGCUAAUUCUAUCAUUACCUGUUUGUCUUGAAAAUUGAUUAAGGCUGCUGAGGUUGCCGAUCAAGUCAAUCAGUGGGCUAAAAUGGAGACAAAUGGUCUUAUCAAAGAGAUUCUUCCUCGCGAUGCAGUGAACAACAUGACAAGGCUGAUCUUGUCCAAUGCACUAUAUUUCAAAGGAGAAUGGAAUGAGAAGUUCGAUGUGUCAGAAACGAAAGAUCAUGACUUCCAUCUCCUCAAUGGAGGGUCUAUUCAAGCACCAUUUAUGACUAGCAAGAAGAAGCAGUACAUAGCAGCGUUUGAUUGCUUUAAAAUAUUGAGGCUUCCUUAUAAACAAGGCACGGAUACGCGUCGCUUCUGUAUGUAUUUCAUUCUCCCAGAUGCCCAUGAUGGAUUACCUGCUUUACUGGAAAAAAUCAGCUUAGAACCAGGAUUUUUAAAUAACCAUGUUCCAUAUGGAAAAGUUAGAGCGCGCAAGUUUCUUAUCCCUAAAUUUAAAAUAACUUUUGGAUUUGAAGCUUCCAACAUUCUAAAGGGACUCGGCCUCACGUUGCCUUUUUGUGGUGGUAGCCUCACUGAGAUGGUUGAUUCUCCUAUGCCUCAGAACCUGUCUGUUUCACAGGUUUUUCACAAGUCUUUCAUUGAGGUAAAUGAGGAAGGAACCGAAGCUGCAGCUGUUACCGCUACUGUAAUAAUGACCAUGUCCUUGAUUAUUGAGAAGGAAAUGGAUUUUGUUGCGGACCAUCCAUUCCUAUUCCUUAUAAGAGACGAAUCUACUGGUGCGGUGUUAUUCAUUGGCAGUGUGAUGAAUCCUCUAGCUGGUUAACCUACGUGAAAUGUCUGAAUUCAAAUUAUAGCAUGGACGAUAGAAAGCUUUAUAUUAGCAUUGAGAGGAGUGUUAUAUUUGCAGAGAAUGAUAUAUUUAUCAUCUAUUAGGACUAAGUUGAGUGGUGCUACAUAUUUUCCGGAAACAGCCUCUGCCUUCUUGAAGGUAUGAUCCUCCCCAGACCCCAGUUGUAGGAUUACACUUUUUUUAUUUGUUGUCAUUGUUGUUGUUGUACCCUUAUGAUGAAACCUUAAUUCAUAUAUCUCUGGCAUCUUAUAUAA
This is a messenger RNA of Nicotiana tabacum (common tobacco), 2450 nucleotides long. Lineage: Eukaryota; Viridiplantae; Streptophyta; Magnoliopsida; Solanales; Solanaceae. The record is from RefSeq and is a predicted model, not a curated record.